Molecule: messenger RNA, 2793 nt
Organism: Columba livia (rock pigeon)
Lineage: Eukaryota; Metazoa; Chordata; Aves; Columbiformes; Columbidae
Gene: TTC1
Product: tetratricopeptide repeat domain 1
Exons: 8
Coding region: 392-1261 (289 amino acids)
Molecular function (GO): protein binding
Source: RefSeq, a predicted model, not a curated record
GGGAGCGCGGGCUGGGGUGGGCCCGGCCCGGGGCAGGCGGUGUCAUGGGGGGCGUGGGCCGCAGCUCGGCCCCGUAGCUCAGGGGCGGUGUAGGGCUGGGGUAUCAGAGCCGGGAGCAGCUGCCUGCAGCCUGGCUCUGGGGGUCACGGUGGGGCUGCAGGGCAGCGCGGCGCGGGCGGGGCCCGGGGCGGCCGGGAGGUCGCUGCACACAGUGCGCGGGGGGGCUGCUGAGGCCUGUGGACAGGCAGGUGUGUGACCUCAGUCCCACUGCAAAGAAAAAGCCCCGCCACGGUGCGACCGGCACCUGAGCUUGUGAAUUAACUCAUUUAUGGCAGCAGAGCACCGGCCCCCUGGUGCUCUAUAGUGCAUAGAAGAAGUAUGUGAGUCCAACAUGGAAGAGUUUAAAGAUGCAAGUCCACCUGAAGAAUUACUUGAUCACUUAAAGCUUUCUGAUCAGAAGUCUUCAGAGAGUGGCCCCAAAGAUGCACAGAAUCCCGAAAACGUUGAAAGUGGAUGUACACCAUCUUCAGCCAAAGAUUCCACAACAGCAGAUGAGCAUUUCCAUGACUGUCAUGACUCCUUAGAGACAAAAGAACCUGUGCUGGAUGAUGAAGGGAAUGUACAGAAUGAGACUAGCUCAAGGAGGCAGACAGAGCUAGAUGAAGAAUACUUACUAGAACUAGAAAAAGAUAUGCCAGAGGAAGAAAAGCAGAAAAGAAGAAAGGAAAGCACAACGCUGAAGGAGAAAGGAAAUGAGCAGUUCAAGAAAGGAGACUAUGGAGAGGCAGAAGACUCUUACACGAAGGCCCUGCAGAUAUGUCCAGCCUGCUUCCAAAAAGACAGGGCUGUUUUGUUUUCAAACAGAGCUGCCGCAAAACUCAAACAGGACAAGACAGAAGCUGCCCUAAAUGACUGCAGCAAAGCAGUGGAAUUAGACCCUAACUAUAUUAGAGCUUUGCUGAGGAGAGCAGAACUGUAUGAAAAAACGGAAAAAUUAGAUGAAGCUCUGGAAGAUUAUAAGGCAGUCCUAGAAAAAGACCCAUCAGUUCAUCAAGCCAGAGAAGCUUGCAUGCGACUCCCUAGACAAAUUGAAGAGCGGAAUGAAAAAUUAAAGAAAGAAAUGUUAGGCAAACUGAAGGAUCUUGGGAAUUUGGUUCUUCGCCCCUUUGGCCUGUCAACUGAAAAUUUCCAGAUAAAACAGGAUUCAUCAACUGGUUCAUACUCCAUCAAUUUUGUUCAAAAUCCAAACAACAAUAGAUAGCAUAGAUUUAAUCUCAUUCUGCUGGCUUUCAGGCUUCGUGACUGUGUGCUUGCACGUACCAGUAACAGAAUUCAGCAAAUGUUCUUCACGCUCUCAAGUGAAGAUAAGACUCAAGCAUAUUCAUUUCCCUGCUUGUAAAGUUAUUUACAGUGUGGAUGUAAAGCAAGUCGUUUGACUUCUCUUAGUGAUAACAGUGUCCAGUGUGUGACUUUUUUUUAAUUAAUUGUUUUUCUUCCCGUGCGGCGUUUGGCUUGUCCAACAGUCAGGGUCAUUAUUUUGGCCCAUUCAAUGCUGGCAAAACAAAAUUUCUAGCAAGCAAUUGGGUUGAAUGAAAAUGCUCACGCACCUGUAGCCAAGAACAACGCCUCAUAGUGUCUUGGGUGAUUAAUGAAUGCAGCAGAAGCGCUUCUCCCCACUCGGCAGGUGGGUGGGAUGGCAGCAGGCAUGGCCACAAGCCACUCUCUGCUCUGGAGUCAGUUUUCUUUGUAAUAAAGGCCUGGUAUUUCGGUUGGUUUGGUUUGUGAAAUUCUUGCCUUAUUUGAGUCCUUCCCAUGGUGGGGAUGGUGUUAGAAAUAACACAAAUAACACCAUUGCAAGACAUCCAUUUGAAGCAUUUGAUUUUUUUUGGUCUUGCUUAUAGCAAUAUCCGUCAAUUAACCUCAGGCCACCCUUACACCCCAGUUUGUUUGCUUUGUAUUCACAUUUCUGAAGGCAACAAGGAAAUUUUGUGCCUAUAUAUACACACACUUUGUAAUGGUACCAUAAAAUUAGUGACAUUUGCUUUUCUCAUAUUAAUUCAUAUCCAUAAUAAUGGUAAACAAAAAUGUUGAAGUUGAUUGCAAAAGAUCUCUAUAGUGCACCAGACCUUGAAGACCGUGAAGUAUCUAUAUGUAUAUAUAUAUAUAUAUAUAUAGGUGCUGUUGAAAUAGUUUGUUCAGACUUGGGAGAAGGGGUGUCUUUUGUAAUUACUACUUACUGGUUUUUAUAUCUAUGCUGAAAUGUUUACGUUGGAGGCGGAUUUUUCCGUUGUCUCCAUGCAGACUUCAAUACAUGAUCUAAUGAAAUCAUUAUUGGUGGCUCUCUGUUGGCUGUAGGUUGUCAUCUUAAAUUUGUUUCAGGAAGUCUCUCUGUGUGUACUUAAGGACUGAAAUGAUAGAGCUCCAGUCUUUACACUAAUACAGCUCAAAGGAAUGGUCUCUCAGGCUAAGGCAUUCUUGGUGCUUUAAUUUGAUUUUUCUCUCUGCAGCUGUUGAGGGGUUUUGAUUGUUAUUUAACUCUGUCCUGCUGCAUUUUUAGUUUUGACUUUGUGGUUACCUGUUUGUAAAUUAUCUCAAGUCUGCAGUGUAUGUGAAUUAAAAUGUCAUUGUCAAAAGAACAGAGAAGCCCUAAUUCAGAGCAAGGCCUCUGCAGCCCAUAAUAUCUGCGUAAUUAAAAUGUCACUUAAGUAAGUAACAGCCACCAGCCUCUAGGAUUUCCAUGUGCUGAAACUGUAACUAUCCUGUGCUUACUUGAGUAAAGUUUCUGAUGUGCAA